Lycium ferocissimum is the source of this 855-nucleotide messenger RNA. RefSeq lists its product as uncharacterized. The record is from RefSeq and is a predicted model, not a curated record. The transcript has 2 exons. Lineage: Eukaryota; Viridiplantae; Streptophyta; Magnoliopsida; Solanales; Solanaceae. Gene Ontology annotation, molecular function: nucleic acid binding. Gene Ontology annotation, biological process: DNA integration. The coding region runs from base 1 to 855 and encodes 284 amino acids.
AUGCCCUCAAUGUCAGAUCCACGGAGACUUAAUCAAGGUUCCUCCGACAGAACUACAUGUAUUGAGCUCCCCUUGGCCAUUUGUGGCAUAGGGAUGGACAUCAUCGGACCCAACGAGCCAUCAGCAUCCAAUGGACAUCAAUUCAUUUUAGUCGCUAUCGACCACUUCACCAAAUGGGUGGAAGCAACUUCUCACAAAUCAGUGACCAAGAAAGUCUUAACUGACUUCGUCAAGAACAAUCUCAUAUGCUGCUUCGGUAUGCCCGAGUCCAUCAUAACAGAUAAUGGAGCAAAUCUGAACAGCCAUCUGAUGAAAAACGUCUGUGAACAAUUCAAGAUAACUCAGAGGAACUCUACUGCCUACCGGCCACAGAUGAAUGGAGCCAUGGAUGUUGCCAAUAAGAACAUCAAAAGAGCCUUGCGAAAGAUGAUCGAUAACUACAAGAAUUGCACGGCGAAACAUUAUGCUUUAUUAGGAAGUGGAGAUUCCUUCACUGAGGAUCAUCAAGAAGCGAAACUGAACGAUGCAGAAUGGGUCAGAAAUCGCUACGAGCAGCUGGCCAUGAUCGAUGAAAAGAGAAUGGUAGAAAUGUGCCACGGACAGCUAUACAGACAGAGAAUGUCUCGAGCUUUCAACAAACGAGUCAGAGCACGACUCUUCCAAAUUAGGCAACUCGUACUCAAGCGAGUGUUCCCUGACCAAGAAGAUUACAAAGGAAAAUUUGCACCGAACUGGAAAGGACCAUACAUGGUCAGAAAAAUACUCUCAGUAGGAGCCGUGGUCCUAGCCCAGAUGGAUGGACAAGAAUGGCCCAAAGCUAUCAAUACAGACGCGCUCAGGAGAUACUACACUUAG